AUGAGUACUUUGGGGAGAAGUCAGGUGGAGGAGGAAGGAACGAUGAUGUGCCAAUUAGUGAAGGAGGUGAAGGGCAGCAAUGGGGAUUUAGAAGAAGAAGAAGAAGAAGAAGAAGAAGAAGUGUGGCCGGUGGAACACCCGAUGGAGCCAAUGGAGGAAGACCGUCCUGUCAUAUGCCCAAUUCCUACCUCUUCUCUUCUUCCUCGAGAAGGAGAAAGUUAUGGUCUAAAGAAGAAGGUGGAAAGUUGGAGAAAGAGAGCACAGAAUCCAGUGGCAACAGCAACAAUGCCAAUUAUGAUUAACAAUAAUAUGGAUAGGCUAGACGUGGCAGAGGCCGAUGAGAGUAUUGGAGUAGUUCGUAAGCGUCAUCAUACACACAAUAGCCAGAAAGUAGAUGAUUAUCGUAGUAAUGAUCAUCAUCAUCCAACUGGUGAAGAUGGAUUGAGAAGGAUGGCGACUUUAUCUCUCCCAUCAAACAAUAAUGUUGCUAAUACUAUCUUUCAUAUGCUUCAACGUGAUUUUUAG
This is a messenger RNA of Linum trigynum, 525 nucleotides long. NCBI's taxonomy places the organism in Eukaryota, Viridiplantae, Streptophyta, Magnoliopsida, Malpighiales, Linaceae. The record is from the annotation of a GenBank genome assembly.